Molecule: messenger RNA, 1583 nt
Organism: Sorghum bicolor (sorghum)
Lineage: Eukaryota; Viridiplantae; Streptophyta; Magnoliopsida; Poales; Poaceae
Product: S-adenosylmethionine carrier 1, chloroplastic/mitochondrial
Exons: 12
Coding region: 298-1161 (287 amino acids)
Biological process (GO): transmembrane transport
Cellular component (GO): mitochondrial inner membrane
Molecular function (GO): S-adenosyl-L-methionine transmembrane transporter activity
Source: RefSeq, a predicted model, not a curated record
GCGCGCGCAAACAGACAGAGCCGACUCCUCCCGUUGGCAUGCUCCUCUCCCCACGCCCACGCGCCGCCGCAGUACCCGGCCUGUCACCGCAGUCAAACGAGCCGAGCGACUCGAGCCGCUCGUUAUCCUAACGAGGUGACGGAGCCGAGCUUGUCGUCCUAAUCCUGCCAUCCAUCCAGAGUCCAGGGGGCGUUGCCGCGUUGCGUUCCGCUCUCCCUUUUCUGCUGCGACGGCUGGUCGAGCGCCGGCGCCGCCACCCUUCGCCAGCUCUUCGCAGGCGACGAGCACCGACCAGACAUGGGGGAAGGUGGAGAAGAGAAGUCAUUCAAUUUCCUUCAAGUUUUGCUCGAGGGCAGCAUAGCCGGAGGAACUGCUGGUGUUGUGGUGGAAACAGCACUUUACCCAAUUGAUACUAUAAAAACCAGGCUUCAGGCUGCUCGAGGUGGAAGCCGGAUUGAAUGGAAAGGCUUGUAUUCUGGAUUAGCUGGAAAUCUUGCUGGUGUCCUUCCGGCCUCUGCAAUAUUUGUCGGAGUGUAUGAGCCAACUAAAAGAAAAUUACUGGAGACACUUCCUGAAAAUCUGAGUGCAGUUGCCCAUUUUACUGCAGGGGCCAUUGGAGGUAUUGCUGCUUCCCUUGUCCGUGUCCCUACAGAGGUGGUCAAACAAAGGAUGCAAACUGGUCAAUUCAAGUCUGCACCUGAUGCUGUUCGUCUCAUUGUUGCUAAAGAAGGAUUUAAAGGACUGUACGCCGGUUAUGGUUCCUUUCUACUUCGAGAUCUUCCAUUUGAUGCCAUUCAAUUCUGCAUUUAUGAGCAAAUUCGAAUUGGCUACAAAGCUGUGGCGAGAAGGGAGUUGAAUGAUCCAGAGAAUGCACUUAUUGGUGCUUUUGCUGGUGCCAUCACUGGAGCUAUAACAACUCCCCUUGAUGUCAUGAAGACAAGACUGAUGGUUCAGGGACAAGGGAACCAAUACACUGGAAUUGUAAACUGUGCUCAGACAAUCCUCAGGGAGGAAGGCCCUAAGGCAUUCUUGAAGGGCAUUGAGCCGCGAGUGCUGUGGAUUGGCAUCGGCGGGUCCAUCUUCUUUGGUGUGCUGGAGAAAACCAAGUCGAUGCUAGCCGAGAGGAGGAACCGCGAGCUACGGGCCGUCAAGGACGAAUGAGUGAAGAUCAUUUUUUUAACGUUGAAUUCCUAUCAUGUGAAACUAGAUAAACAAAAUACACCAGGGCCUUCUCGUACUCCAGGGCGUUCACGUUAUCACGUACACGUCGAACUUGACCAAUAAGCCCACGGCUCCAUGCCGUUAGCCUCAGCGCCCUCAACAACCAGCGACUACUGCCGGGUCCGGCGCCCUCUGCCGGUCGCCUGAGUCCUGACUUCUGCAGACACCGCCUGUCGCCUGACCUCGAGCGAUACCAGGAAAUUAACUGGAUUGCCCGUUUCCGUCAGGUGAUUUAUAGAUAUGGCUACGCUAUGUUACACGGCAGUUCAGUAGAGCCCGUUUGUCACCGCGUGCAUCUACGUGAGCUUUGAAAUUAUAAGAGAGAAUACACGAGUUUUAUCUAGAUAAUACUCAUCACUCAA